GGUGUGGUCCAGGACCCAGGACCUGCAGCUGAGCGCUGAGCAGAGCUAUGACCCCAACAUGAGCCUGGACAACCAGUCACUACUCCACUACCACUGGGACUGUGUCACCACCUCCAAGGGGCCAUCGUACUGUUCCAGUCUGAACUUUGGUCUGGGGUCGAGUGGUCCUGUCCUGGGUAUCCCUGGCUCUGAGCUCCAGGCAGAUGUAGAGUACACCUUCAGACUGACGGUCCGCAAGGAGGGAAUGGCCCCAGAGUCUACUACACAGACCGUGCUGGUCCAGAGUGGUCGUAUCCCCAUGGUCUAUCUGGAGUGUGUCUCCUGUAAGGCCCGGUCCAUCUUCGAGGUCAGUCAGAACUCCUAUGUCUACCUGGCUGGAACCUGCACCAACUGUCACCACUUCCACCGCGGGCGUUGGACGGCCGCCACCCUUCGUAACGAGACCCUGGUCCUGGACUCCAGCAGCACAACAACCGGACGUGACAGUAUGAACCUGGUUCUCCGCCAGGGCAUCCUGCAAGACGGAGACUCCUACGUCUUCACCCUCCACGUAACCGACGGCAACAUGGACCGCGAAGGCGUGGCGUCCAUCACGCUACAGCCCAACAUGCCCCCGGCGGGCGGGGACUGUGACCUGCGAGUGGGGGGAGGAGGAGAGGGGGGACCAAUCAGAACACUGGUGGACAGGGUGUACUUCAACUGUUCAG
This is a messenger RNA of Oncorhynchus masou masou (cherry salmon), 707 nucleotides long. Its product is annotated as polycystin-1-like. The record is from RefSeq and is a predicted model, not a curated record. Gene Ontology annotation, cellular component: plasma membrane. Gene Ontology annotation, biological process: calcium ion transport. The transcript is spliced from 4 exons. The annotation marks the transcript as partial. Gene Ontology annotation, molecular function: monoatomic cation channel activity. Lineage: Eukaryota; Metazoa; Chordata; Actinopteri; Salmoniformes; Salmonidae.